GAAGUGUAUACAAUAUGCUAUUUGACCUUGGAUUAGUUGUUGGGAAUCCCUUUUAUCUUGCCACUUUAGGCUUGGCAGCAGUUGGUUGGAUCGUUGAAUUUGCCGGUGCUGCUGCUUCUAAAGUUGAAGGCGUUGCUUGGUUUUAUAUAGUUUAUGAAUUGUUUAUUAUAAUUGGUAUUUUUGCCGCCAUCGCUACCAAUGCCUUAAAUUACUAUCGUAUUUCUUUUAUAUUAUUAUUAUGUGUUUUUAUUGGUCGUAAAACCCUUAACUUAAUUAAUUAUCAAACUCAGAUUGUAUCCCUUUUGGCUAUUGGUAUAUCUUUUCAAAUCAAUAUAAUUACUUUUGAUAUUGGAAUUUCUCUUGCUCAAUUUCAAGCUUUUGCUGCCGGUGCCCUUUUUAUUACUAUUGUCUCGCUUGUUUGGAUAAUCUCACUCGGUGCUGAAGAUGGCUCCCUGGUUGGAGACACCAUAAACUCUUGGUCCAUCAACAGUAAACCUACUAAUCCGAGAAAUGUUCAUCCAGAUGUUGGUUUUCCUCCAGGUGUUCAACUCAACUCUGGGCAAAUGAAUAUGCCAGAUCAAGUAGUUGUAUCCCCUAAUGCUGAUUAUGCCUACAAGGCUAAAGCUUUAUAUGAUUAUCAAGCAAAUCCCGAAGAUCAUACUGAACUUUCAUUUACCAAAGGUGAAGUUCUUGACAUUGUAGAUAACAAGGGUAAAUGGUGGCAAGCAAAAAAAGCUGAUGGUACAAUUG
Molecule: messenger RNA, 750 nt
Organism: Scutellospora calospora
Lineage: Eukaryota; Fungi; Glomeromycota; Glomeromycetes; Diversisporales; Gigasporaceae
Source: the annotation of a GenBank genome assembly